AUGAUUAAGGACAAGGAUGAGGGUGUCGAUGGUAUUUCAUUUGAUGAAGAAGUUAAUGGUGGAUGGGUUGGUGGUACUUCAGGUGUCAUUGAAGAAGUUGAUGGUGGAUCCGGUGGUGGUGGUAUUUCAUUUGAUGAAGUAGAAGUUGGUGGUGGAUCUGGUGGUGGUAUUUCAUUUGAUGAAGUAGAAGUUGGUGGUGGAUCUGGUGGUGGUAUUUCAUUUGAUGAUGAAGAAGUUGAUAGUGGAUCCGGUGGUGGUGGUAUUUCAUUUGAUGAAGAAGUUGUUGAUGGUGGAUCCGGUGGUGGUGGUAUUUCAUUUGAUGAAGAAGAGGUUGAUGGUGGAUCUGGUGGUGAAGAAGUUGAUGGUGGAUCCGGUGGUGGUGGUGGUAUUUCAUUUGAUGAAGAAGAGGUUGAUGGUGGAUCUGGUGGUGGUGGUAUUUCAUUUGAUGAAGAAGAAGUUGAUGGUGGAUCUGGUGGUGGUGGUAUUUCAUUUGAUGAAGAAGAUGUUGAUGGUGGAUCUGGUGGUGGUGGUAUUUCAUUUGAUGAAGAAGAAGUUGAUAGUGGAUCCGGUGGUGGUGGUAUUUCAUUUGAUGAAGUAGAAGUUGGUGGUGGAUCUGGUGGUGGUAUUUCAUUUGAUGAAGAAGUUGUUGAUGGUGGAUCCGGUGGUGGUGGUAUUUCAUUUGAUGAAGAAGAGGUUGAUGGUGGAUCUGGUGGUGGUGGUAUUUCAUUUGAUGAAGAAAAAGUUGAUGGUGGAUCUACUGACAAUGAUUCUGUUGGUACUUUAUACUGA
Messenger RNA from Zychaea mexicana, 789 nucleotides. RefSeq lists its product as uncharacterized. The record is from RefSeq and is a predicted model, not a curated record. The transcript has 3 exons. Bases 1 to 789 code for a protein of 262 amino acids. Lineage: Eukaryota; Fungi; Mucoromycota; Mucoromycetes; Mucorales; Lichtheimiaceae.